GUCUUUUUUCGAUUUGAAGACAUUUGAUGGUGAAUUUCUCGGUUCUGCUCGGUCGGUCUGUCUGCAGAUCUGACACGCUCCAGCUGCAGCCACAACUUAAUUCGCGACAACCUUGCCACCGUUCCAGCCCUUUCCUCACAACGACCUGCGCUUUCUCCUCCAGCUAUUUGAAGACCCUCCUUGAACGGAGCAACCCAGAUAGGGAUCGGCAAAGCGCGAAUGAUGGCACGUAUGAGCGUGGGCGGGUGUGGUCACUGUAGGGUGCGAAUGGGGUGGAAAUCAGGAAAUUCGAGGAGAUCGUGGUCGUUGUUCUGGCGAGAAUUGUAUAUGAAAAUGUGGGCAGGGUCAGCUCUUAUUUUCGUAAAAUGUUGUCCGAAUGAACAUAUGAAAACGUCGCUGGUGGAAGCUUUGGCCAUGGCCGCGUCGACUAGACUGACCAGUGCUCUUUCUCGACCACCAUCUUACCGCCUUUCUUCCUCACGUUACCCUCCUCCCCCGCGACACACGUCCCUUGCGGUCGUCGAUGUCAGGGAAAGCACCUCCUCGGGCACCGCGAGCAUUGCUGAACUCGUUCGUGACCCCGACAGCAUCAUCUUCUGGCAAUGCCGCUUGCUCGUCUUCGACCGCGUCGCUUGCGUCCUCACGAUUGGGAGCGGCACCACCUACUGGUCCUCGAAGUCUCUUACAAGGAGCAAAUGGCCACUAUCCACAGCCUGUAGGGAGGGGUGGUGGGAGAGGAAAGCCUUAUGCGAAUGGCCACAUCGCGAUUCCUAAUGGCCCUGCAGGCGUCACGCCUCCUACCGGUCCAAGAGCCUCUCUCAAGGGUAAGCAAGUUGAAAGCCCGUGGAAUCAAGCGAAUUCAACUGCAGUAAAUGAUUUUC
Messenger RNA from Laetiporus sulphureus 93-53, 881 nucleotides. RefSeq lists its product as uncharacterized. NCBI's taxonomy places the organism in Eukaryota, Fungi, Basidiomycota, Agaricomycetes, Polyporales, Laetiporaceae. The transcript has a single exon. The record is from RefSeq and is a predicted model, not a curated record. The coding region runs from base 220 to 774 and encodes 184 amino acids.